AUGCACGAAUUAUCUUGUGUCUGACAUUUUUGACGUCAACAUGGACGGGAACUCAAAGAAAGAGAAGAUAGCUGCUGCUAGAAAAAAGUUAAAAAAAUUCAAGCAGUCUUCCAGCAACAAUUCAGCGAAGUCAUCAACAGUCCAAAAUAAAGACGUCAAGAAACAGAAAAUACCAGAAGCCUCAGAGAGUGUGCAAAAUGGUACUCCUCAGAUGCAAGAACAACCCAAAGAGGUGAAAGAGGAAACCAGUCAUUCAUUUCCCACAGAACUUGAUGCAAAAUUAAGAACAACAGGAUCUACUGAAAGUCUUCAUCAGCUGUCCAGACAACUAAAUGGCCUCAUAUCAGAACCACAGACUAUGGAAGAGGAGGAAAAUUCUGAUGCAAAUUAUAUGGAGACGAGGAACAAAGAAUUGGCAAGUCAACUGCAGAAACAGAUAGAAGAAAACCAUAAACUACAAAAACAGGUCCAUCAGGCAAGAGAACAUGCUCAGUCAUUGCAAUCUCAGCUGGACCAAGAAAUGGAGAGUUCCACAGAAAAACAGAAAAAAGAAAUAGGGCCACUCAGAGAACAACUACAGGUACACAUACAAACUAUAGGUAUAUUAGUGGCAGAGAAGACAGAACUGCAAUCACAGCUGAGUCAGUCACAAAAGAUAGCAGCACAGAGGCUUUCUGAAAUUGAGGACAUCAGUUCUCGGUUGAAAACUUCCAGACAGAGAGUUGGUGACCUAGAAAGAAGUCUUGCCACAACCAACAACUCUGCACAGCAGUUUGAAAAAAGCAGUAAAGAGUUUGCAAGAGAAGUUGACAGACUGAAGAUGGAUCUCAGGCAAUCAAGUAAAACCCAGGAGGAUUUACAUCAGCAGGUGGAAGAGCUGGGAGGAGAACUGCAGGGCAAGAAAAUGGAAUGUAGUCAGCUAGAGGAGACCGUCGGAGACCUGAGGUCAAAGGUGGAGAUGGCGGAGCUGUAUGUCCAACAGUCCUCUGGUCAGGGAGAUAACAAGGAGCAGACACUACAGGCCAUGGAGCAGCAGCGGUGGGAAACUGAGGCCCUCAGGGCAGAGCUCGCAGAGGUUCAGGAAACCCAUAACAGACUAGUAUCAGAAAAGGAGGAGAGUAUGAGGCAUUAUCAGUCAGUUAUAGAUCAGUUACAACACCAUAACGCCCAGCUUACUAGUCAGAUCACCUCAUUAACAAAAGAAAGAGAGAAGUUGGUCACCAGGGAACAUGAUUUAGAAGUAGCAGUUCUAGAGCUGCAGGAAAAACUACAGAACCUAGACACUGAGCAGACCAGUCAGCUGAAUGACAGUGCCAGACAGAGCCAAGAGAAGAUCAAUCAGCUGAUGUCUGCUGAGGCCGACCUUAAACACCAGCUAGAGGCCCAAGUACGGGACAAUGCCAACCUCAGCAGGCUGUUGGAAGAAAAGAAGGAGAGGAUCUCAGAUUUAGAGGGAAGUCUGUCUCAACUGAAGAAGGAAGCAGAGGACAUGAGUCAGCUGUUGGAGGGGGUACAGAACGAUAAGACAGCCCUCAGUCGGGCUCUCACACAGAACAAGGACCUCAAACAACAACUACUGGAACUACAGAACGGAUUCGUCAAAAUGAGUAAUGACAACAUGGAACUGAUGACCAAGGUGCAGUCAGAGCAGCAUAACUCCAGAGAACUGCUGUGUCGCCUGAGUCAACAGGAUGAGGAAAUCAAACAGCUUAAAGAAACAAUAUCCAAUAGAGAGAAUUCUGUGAUGGAGACCCAGAGUGUUGAGAGCACAGUCAAAGAUGAUCAUCUCCAGGACAGACUGAGACAUUACGAAGCUCAGGCUCAACUCGUGGAAACACUGCAAAGAGAACUCCAUAAUUCACAGGAUAUGAUUGAUGCAUUAACAACACAAAACAGUGAAUUAAGGACCAUGUUGAUCAAAUCGUCAGAGAGAGAUGACAAGGAUGAGUCAGCACCGAUGGAGGUGGAUAACGACAGAGAGGAACUGAUUGCCUCUCUACAAAAGUCUGUCAAACAUUUGGAGGUGGAGCGAGAGCAACUGUACCAGAACUUGAAGGACCAGAGGGAGUUAUCAGACAAACUCAGUGUUAACCUGGCUGACAUGCAGGAGGAACUCAUUAAACAGUCCAACGGGACAGCUGUAAGUUCUUUGGAGUACACCAAACUGGAAAAUGCCCUAGAACUGAUACAGGAGAAGUACAAUAAAGUGAUGCGGGACAAGGCCGACCUGAGUGAUAGAAAUGACGAGCUGGAACACACUGUGUUACAACUAGAGGGAGAGUCGGAUACUAUAGGAGAGUACAUUUCUCUUUAUCACCACCAGCGAGCUUUACUACAACAGAGAGAUGCCCAGAAAAAUGAAUACAUAUCUCACCUAGCCAGAGAUAGGGAAGAGAUCCAGGGUAAGCUGAGUGAGCUACAAGUGUUGGUGAUGCAACUCCUGGGUGAGAAGAACAUGUUGAACCAUUAUCAUGAACAGUCUCUGACAGGAGGGAAUCAUUAUCAUGAGCCGGCCCUGACUGCAAGUAACCUCCGACAGUUAGAGGAACAACAGUUUCAGCAGUAUCCCACAAAUGGGAUGACCAAUGGCCAGACAGACUGGCCUGAUUACACGAGCUCGGAGUCCGAGGGAGAGAGUGAGGUGGAGGCGGUGGUAGGGAACCACCACCCAGAAACUGACCCCGAGUCCAGACUCCAACCCAGCAUUCCAGAACCGGAGGUCCACCACCAUCACCACCAUCAUCCCGUGGAGGAAUCGCCAACUAAAGACAAUCAAACUGCAAACAAAAUCCUCCAUCUUCUCUCAGAAAUCGGACAUUCCAAUCUUAUUGACCAUACUAUGGAAGAUCAUAUAGACCAUAACUUCUUACCUUGUAAAUACUGCAAAGGCCAGGUUUAUAUAGUAUGAGAGAAAAGUAGACCUGCUAGGGCAUAACCAUUUGUUUUAUAUAUGCACCAUCGAACAUGUGCAAUAAGGUCUUUCAUUGAUGUACAAAAUAGUGCAUGUGUUAAUUAAUUUAAUAUUAGGUCCUUUCUGAAAGAUUGUGAUAUUAAGUGCAUUUUUUUCCCUGUCAGUAUUUCUGCAAAAUGUAAUGCACAGUUUUGUGAGCAUCCAUGUACAUGUAAAAGGUGGAAAGUGCAUGUGGGAAAAUCCAUGUUAUACUUAGAUUCUGUAAACAUUAUCUGACCAUCUGUAACUGGUCAAGCCAUACUCAGGAUUUUAUCCAACGUGAUAUGUGAAUGUCGUAUUAAUUUGUGGG
Messenger RNA from Saccostrea cuccullata (small rock oyster), 3260 nucleotides. Its product is annotated as golgin subfamily A member 2-like. NCBI's taxonomy places the organism in Eukaryota, Metazoa, Mollusca, Bivalvia, Ostreida, Ostreidae. The record is from RefSeq and is a predicted model, not a curated record. Gene Ontology annotation, biological process: Golgi organization. The coding region runs from base 41 to 2908 and encodes 955 amino acids. The transcript has 25 exons. Gene Ontology annotation, cellular component: cis-Golgi network; Golgi cisterna membrane; Golgi cis cisterna.